Aphanomyces invadans is the source of this 1509-nucleotide messenger RNA. RefSeq lists its product as hypothetical. NCBI's taxonomy places the organism in Eukaryota, Oomycota, Saprolegniomycetes, Saprolegniales, Verrucalvaceae. Gene Ontology annotation, biological process: mRNA processing. The transcript has 5 exons. The record is from RefSeq and is a predicted model, not a curated record. The coding region runs from base 41 to 1132 and encodes 363 amino acids.
CAAGGAGGACGGGCGCGAUUGUACGGCGACCGCGACGAGCAUGGACGAGGAGUUCGACGAAGAGUUUGGCGACGACGUCCUGCCGACUUCGUUGAAUCACCAACCUGGGACGACCGCCAAAAGCGGGGCAUCUGCUCCAGCUCCUGCGGAGGAAGAGGAAGAAGAAGAGGACAAUGUCGUGCUGUACGGUAAUAUGAACGAGGCGACCGUCUCGGCAUCCACUCCACCAGACGACGACGACGAGGAUGAACUCGAAGAAGAGGAAGGCAUCGCGAUAGUCCUGAAAGCUUCGACCGAGUCUCCAUCCAAGCCCCAGCUCCGCUUCACCCGUGGUGACAACAGAUAUGUUCGAGGGGACCAUGUGAGCCCGCAACUACAGCCUGCUGCCCGGCCUGCGCAUGAGCAAUUCGACCCAUCGUUUGAUGAACUUGCGCUUUUGGGAAUCGGUGGCCGCCGCACGGCAUUCGACGUUGACAUUGACGUGCUCGACGACAAGCCGUGGCGGAAGCCAGGAGUCGACAUUUCCGACUACUUUAACUACGGUUUUGACGAGUCCACAUGGAGAGAAUACUGCAUCAAGCAGCAACAGAAUCGCCGCGAGUUGGCGUACAAGAAGGCACAGGAGAAGGAAGCGGAAGAGAAGGAAAAGGCUAAAGCCGCGGCAGAAUUGGCUGCGUACUUGCCACCUCCCCCCAUGGGCAAAGCCCCGCCUCAUCUUCACCACCCACCACCACACAUGUUUCGCGGGCCUCCUGGCGGUGGACGUGGCGGCGGAUGGGGUGGACCGCCGCCACCAUGGGCAAAUGGACCUCCCCCGCAGCAAGUUCCUCCACAUCGACCUCCUAAAGAAAAGGACGUCCCCUCGUCGUCGUCGAGGGGAGCUGGGAAGCCUUCGGAGCACCAUCGUCGAUCGCGGUCUCGCUCCCGAGACAAAGAAUCGGACCGAAAGACUUCGUCGGCGCCAUCGUCACGGUCCGGGCGGGCGUCGAGCCGAUCGCGGUCGCGAGAGCGAAAGACCCCGCGGGAGCGAAGUCGUGAGCGAGGUGGAGAAAGCAGAGGCAGCAGUCGGCGAGGAAGUGAUCGAGACAGAAGCCGCGAACGAGAUCGCGACUCGCGCAGUCGCCGUCGAUAAUCGAAUCGGUGGUAUAUGCUUUCGAUGGACCAACUGUUGGUGUGCCAGUUGGACCUCGUUGAAUACCGACAUGAAGAAAUGCGUGCCCUCCACAGCCAAGUUCACGUUGGACGAGGUGGCUGACCGGGCGUCCCAUGGCUGGACAGUGUGACAAGGCCAGACUAGGCCCCGCAUAAAGGGUCAUGCUCUUCUCCUGUAGUGUAGCCGAGCCCAGCAACGCCCGCUGUGCAGCGCCAAAAAACCCUCACGGUGACCCUGGGAUGCAUGUGCAUGCUCUCUUGUCCACGGCGGCGCGGGCAGCUGCCUCGAGGACGCGGCACUUUUGUGAACGCAAGUAUUUUGUCUGUGUCUGGUCAAAAGUGUAUAUUUCGACUCCA